This is a messenger RNA of Verruconis gallopava, 871 nucleotides long. RefSeq lists its product as uncharacterized. The transcript has 6 exons. The record is from RefSeq and is a predicted model, not a curated record. Lineage: Eukaryota; Fungi; Ascomycota; Dothideomycetes; Venturiales; Sympoventuriaceae. Gene Ontology annotation, molecular function: oxidoreductase activity, acting on the CH-OH group of donors, NAD or NADP as acceptor. Bases 1 to 807 code for a protein of 268 amino acids.
AUGGUAUCUUGGGCUGUCACAGGUGCAACUCGAGGUAUUGGCCUCGGCUUUGUUGAAAAUCUUUCAGCCGAUCCAAACGCCCAGGUGUUCGCGAUCAUUCGCAGCCGAGGAACUGCUGGUCCACUUGAGGAGCUCGCCGCCAAACGCAAAAACAUCCAUAUAAUACUGACCGAUAUAUCUGACCCGCGCAAGUUGAAUCAGGCUGUCGCUGAAGUCUCUCAAGUGACGGGAGGUUCGCUUGAUGUCUUGAUCCUCAACGCUGGUUCCGCAGGGCCAGAGACCAGCACGUGGUCGCCAAGUGCUUUUCAUGGCGAGGAGAAAGCUCUUGAGACAGAGAUCCACGAGAACAUUAAGAAUAAUCUUUUGAGCAACAUCUACGUCAUCAACUCCUUCCUCAAUCUCGUCCGCAACGGCAAAGAGAAGAAGAUCGUAUUCAUUUCGAGCCCAAGUGGAGAUGUCGAGUUCACACGUAUUACUGGCAUCACCACGGUGCUGGGAUAUUCUGUUAGCAAAGCCGGAAUGAACGUUGUCACGACCAAAUUUGGUGCCGAACUGGCCCAAGAUGGCAUCAAGACUUUGUCUUUAAGUCCAGGAUGGGUAGAAACAGAUGCUGCUCGAGCCGUCACAGGCGAGCCAGCUAUACGUAGAUUCAUGCUAAGCGCGUUUCGAAAGCUUGAUCAGAGUGUCGAUGGACCGAUUCCGGUGAAUGAAUCAGUCACUUCUAUGCUUCAGGUGAUCCAUAGCUUGAAGGAAGCGGACAGCGGCAAAUUCGUUACGCAUCACGGAAACAACAGCGAUUGGUUCUAGAGGAGAAGGCUAGUAGAUUUAGGUAGAUAGUAAAUCGAGGCAGUGCACUGAGAUUGAGGUCGAG